CUCGCUGGGCUCUGUCAGUUUUCAAGCUGAGAAGGAGCUUGGAUAUUACAUACCUUUCACAGCAGCACGAUUUUGCUCUGGCUUGGCUGAAGCUUUCCCACAGAUAAGGUGUGGAGAAGCACGAUUGCCCUGAGGACACCUCUCUCUUGCAGGAUAUGGAGAACAGGCCAGCAGAGACCAGCUCAGAGGUAGACAAGUCGGCAUCACCCUCGGUGGCUCAGCUAGCAGGGAAAUUCAAAGAGCAAGCAGCCAGCAACACUGGGAAAGAGGUGCCACCACAUAAGCCAACUCGGAGGAAACCACCAUGCUCCCUUCCAUUGUAUUCCCACAAAACUGAGACAAGUGAUAAUGAUGAGCAAAAGCGGUCUCCAAAUGCUUGCUCUUUUCCCAAGGUCAAGGUGAAAAGCUCCCCCAUGAUUGAAAAGCUGCAGGCCAACCUGGCUUUUGCUCCAGCUGCUCUGCUGCCGGGAGCAUCUCCUAAGAGCCCUGGUCCGAAAGCCCUGGUUUCUCCAUUCAGUACUCCUCCCUCAACGCCCAGCAGCCCAGGGAUUCAAUCUCAGCCCAGCGAAGUGACGGAAACACCGGUCAGCUUUGAUCAACCCCCGGAAGGCACUCAGCUGCAAUUCUAUAACAAGGUCCGGUCACGGGGAUCAAUAAAGCGCAGGCCUCCCUCAAGGAGGUUCCGAAGGUCUCUGUCCGAGUAUGGAGAUGGGGAAAAUCUAGCAGUCAACAUUGCUCCAGAAAAUGGUGCAAAGGAAGACGGGGAUGAGGUGUUUGGGACCAAGGCCAAGAAAGAGGAGGCAGAAAUAGGGAGCAAAGAGCAAAAGAAACAGAGAGAGUCUGGUGAGAAUCCCUCAUCAAGGAGAGGAUCCAGCCCAUCAGAAGAUGAAGAAAAAGGGGGAAAACAGGCCGAGGAAAUAACUCCUUGCCAGAGCAACACAGGGGAUAUGAAGGAGGAGGAAGUGUGUUUUGGUGUCUCGGGGGAGGACAACUCUCCCCAGCCUUCCUCUGGAAACAAGGAGGAGGUGUGUGAGGGUCCCCAGGGAGAAGAGCUGCAAGGCAGCACCUGUGAACAGGAAAAGGGGGACACAGAGAAGGAAGAAGCUGAAGCAGAGGAGACCAGUGAAAGCACAGACACUCAGAGAAUGCCAAGCACUGAAGAAACACCGCUGGCACCUGAACCACUGCAGGAUACAGUGGGCUUAGAGACUGCCAGUGAGCCUUCAACAUCAGCCACGCAGGAACAGGGCACAGCAUAACCAUGAUGCACAGGUAAGGUAGGUCAGUAUGAUGAUGGCUCCCUACAUCACCAAAGGGGUUUGCUUGUUAAUGAAAACGGUCUUUUUGCUGCUUCCUACACCCCAAGUAUCAAAUCUCAGACCUGAAGAGGCUUCAAGGCAAGGCAAUUAAAACAGCCAGCCCUCCUGUGU
Molecule: messenger RNA, 1430 nt
Organism: Dryobates pubescens (Downy woodpecker)
Lineage: Eukaryota; Metazoa; Chordata; Aves; Piciformes; Picidae
Gene: RCSD1
Product: RCSD domain containing 1
Exons: 6
Coding region: 156-1259 (367 amino acids)
Biological process (GO): skeletal muscle contraction; protein localization to endosome; retrograde transport, endosome to Golgi
Cellular component (GO): WASH complex; early endosome
Molecular function (GO): phosphatidylinositol phosphate binding; actin filament binding; retromer complex binding
Source: RefSeq, a predicted model, not a curated record